CCUUUCUGUUUCUUUGCUUGGCAUUACCCGAUGAUUAAUUUUGAAAAGUUACUCAAACAAUUACAAUUCAACUUGGUCAACAUCAGUUCUCACAAAUAGAAGCUGACUGUCAUUUAUUCACUCAGUUCCUGUUGGCUGAGUGUUGGCUCUAGGGCUGGCACCAGGCACUGGAAUUAAACAUUCUGGACUCCAGAGGGGCAUGAAAACUCUUCCUGAAGGAGAUGCAGAGGAAGAUUCGAACUGGAGGAAAACCCUAAAAUAAACAAUAACAACAAAAGUUCAAAACCUGAAAAGUGAACCAUGAAGCUCAGUAAAAAGGACCGAGGAGAAGACGAAGAAAUUGAUUCAGCGAAAAAGAAAUUGGACUGGUCCUGCUCGCUCCUCGUGGCCUCCCUCGCGGGCGCCUUCGGCUCCUCCUUCCUCUACGGCUACAACCUGUCGGUGGUGAAUGCCCCCACCCCGUACAUCAAGGCCUUUUACAAUGAGUCAUGGGAAAGAAGGCAUGGACGUCCAAUAGACCCAGACACUCUGACUCUGCUCUGGUCUGUGACUGUGUCCAUAUUCGCCAUCGGUGGACUUGUGGGGACGUUAAUUGUGAAGAUGAUUGGAAAGGUUCUUGGGAGGAAGCACACUUUGCUGGCCAAUAAUGGGUUUGCAAUUUCUGCUGCAUUGCUGAUGGCCUGCUCGCUCCAGGCAGGAGCCUUUGAAAUGCUCAUCGUGGGACGCUUCAUCAUGGGCAUAGAUGGAGGCGUCGCCCUCAGUGUGCUCCCCAUGUACCUAAGUGAGAUCUCACCCAAGGAGAUCCGUGGCUCUCUGGGGCAGGUGACUGCCAUCUUUAUCUGCCUUGGCGUGUUCACUGGGCAGCUUCUGGGCCUGCCCGAGCUGCUGGGAAAGGAGAGUACCUGGCCAUACCUGUUUGGAGUGAUUGUGGUCCCUGCCGUUGUCCAGCUGCUGAGCCUUCCCUUUCUCCCGGACAGCCCACGCUACCUGCUCUUGGAGAAGCACAACGAGGCAAGAGCUGUGAAAGCCUUCCAGACGUUCUUGGGUAAAGCAGACGUUUCCCAAGAGGUAGAGGAGGUCCUGGCUGAGAGCCGCGUGCAGAGGAGCAUCCGCCUGGUGUCCGUGCUGGAGCUGCUGAGAGCUCCCUACGUCCGCUGGCAGGUGGUCACCGUGAUUGUCACCAUGGCCUGCUACCAGCUCUGUGGCCUCAAUGCAAUUUGGUUCUAUACCAACAGCAUCUUUGGAAAAGCUGGGAUCCCUCCGGCAAAGAUCCCAUACGUCACCUUGAGUACAGGGGGCAUCGAGACUUUGGCUGCCGUCUUCUCUGGUUUGGUCAUUGAGCACCUGGGACGGAGACCCCUCCUCAUUGGUGGCUUUGGGCUCAUGGCCCUCUUCUUUGGGACCCUCACCAUCACGCUGACCCUGCAGGACCGCGCCCCCUGGGUCCCCUACCUGAGUAUCGUGGGCAUUCUGGCCAUCAUCGCCUCUUUCUGCAGUGGGCCAGGUGGCAUCCCAUUCAUCUUGACUGGUGAGUUCUUCCAGCAAUCUCAGCGGCCGGCUGCCUUCAUCAUUGCAGGCACCGUCAACUGGCUCUCCAACUUUGCUGUUGGGAUCCUCUUCCCAUUCAUUCAGAAAAGUCUGGACACCUACUGUUUCCUAGUCUUUGCUACAAUUUGUAUCACAGGCGCUAUCUACCUAUAUUUUGUGCUGCCUGAGACCAAAAACAGAACCUAUGCAGAAAUCAGCCAGGCAUUUUCCAAAAGGAGCAAAGCAUACCCACCAGAAGAGAAAAUCGACUCGGCUGUCACUGAUGCAGCUCAAAGGAACUAAGACAAAGAUCAUGGAGACCAUCGGGUGAGUCUCAAGACUUCCCCCAGCUCUGCUUGGCUGGUCUCCUGCUGGUAUUUUCUGUCUGUAGAGAGGAACAAGAACUUCAAUUUUAUCUUGCUUACCUGCACUUAUGAAAUGUCAAACUGAGUCAUGUUGAGAGCCAGGGAACAUAGGAGUCAGUUCUUCUGCAGCAGCACUCAGCCAGUUGAAGGCAAUGUGGAGUGAUGGAAGGAGAGCAGUGAUGCAGUGAUGCUGGCACCAACUCCUUUACUAUGGCAUCCAUUGUACCAGCUGCCAUACACCAGGCAACUUCUACACUUUAUCUCUAAUCAUCCUAGAAUAAGUAUUAGUUUCCCCAUCUUCUAGAAAGGAAAACUCAGACCCAGAGACACUAAGCAAGUAGCUCAACAUCACACACGUUAUCUGUGAUUAAGCCUGAGUUAGAAAUGGAGCCUUGGAUUUCCACAUUUAUGCUCUUUUCAUGAAGCUACCUGACUUUGAUACUCAAGUUUGUCCAUCUACAACACGGGACUGCUGGACUAGAAAUCUCUAAGUCCCCUUUACCUCUGGAUUCUGUGUCUCUAAGGAUGAGAAUAACCAAACUCCUUUGCCUCUAGCACUUUCCAGCUGAAGGCCCUAUCACGCUCAUUACAUCUAAUCACUGCAGCCAGAAGCAUUAAAUAAAAUGGAUGGAUUGACAUUGGGGGUGGGCGAGGCGGGGAGGUUGGGGGUGUGGAGAAACAACUCUCUUUACAUAAUGAUUGCUACUAUGAUUUGGUUAUAAGUAACCCAUGAAGACAAUCAGGCUUCUCUGGCAGUCCCUAAUUGUAGUGAAUGUUGGAAUACAGUGACCACACAAAUGCUCCAGACUGAUUGCGAAGGUGCCACUUCUAAAUCAGCUGGGCAAGUGCAUUGCAUAAGCUGAGUAUUUAGCUUAAUGAUUGGAGCCAGUUGAUGAAACACAAGAAUAUGGAAGCCUCCUACUACUUCUCAGAAGAUAAGACAAUGGCAUUCCAUCACCAGUGUUUACUGUGGUACCCAAAGGGAGCUCCAGUUACUUUCCUCUGUGCCUAUAACCCUUGGAUCACCUGGUUGCACCAGACCCAUCCUGACUAAAAUCCCUCCAAAGGACCAAAGAGGGGAUAGGGACAAAAAUAAAAAAUAAAUCUCAUCUGUUCUCUUUCCUAAGGACCCAGCAGCCUCUAUCCAUCCAUCGUUCAUUCACUCAUUCCACACACUUUCAUCUAGCCCCUGCUGAAUGCCAAGCACUGGGCUGGAACUCUGGGGACUGUGGAGGUGGAAUAGGAGAAUAUGGGCUUUCUGUGAGCAGUAUUUGCCUAAAAUAUAUACAUCAAGGUUGUAGGAUCAUGUGCACCACUGCACUCUAGCCUGGGCGCAGAGUGAGACCCUGUUUCAAAAAAAUAAAAAAAUUGUAGGAUCAUGGAGAAAGUGUCUUAAGUGUUUGGUGCUGUGGACAGGCAACACAGGCAGAAACUGGUGGCUAGGGAAUCAGAGAAGUUUUCAGGAGGGAGCAUUUGACUUGGGCUUAGACUGAGCAUCGUAGGGCAAUAUAGAAACAAGUUUAUGGAUAAUUCACUGAAUUGGUGGCAGUUGAUAACUUGAAUCUUCCUUCAGAUGAUUGAAGUUAGUAGCCCAGCUAUGAAAGUCUAGGUUACAGAUGUCUCAGCCAGAGCUUGCGUAUGUGUGGAUGAGGCUCAUACAUAUGCAGACUUGGGCUCCUGCCAAGAUAUGAGAGUUUUGGUCAGUCUGCAUCUCAGUUCUAAUACCUCUGCCUAAAUACUUGAGUCCAGAGUGGUCAUGCAAAGAACAGAACCCUGGAACAAUCACACAAGGAUUUGGUACUAGGCUUAGCCAUUUUCUAGCCAUGGGGACAAAAGAAAAUUACUGAACCUCUCUGAGUCCCAGUUUAUUUGUCUGUAAAAUAAGGAUAGUGAUACUGGGGUUACGGGGAAAUUGUGAGAAUUAAAAUAGUUCAGGAGAGGUUAAGUUGUCCUGGGGCCACCUUUGUCCUUGCAGUGACCACAGUCUCUAGUGAAGGCACCCUUGAGAGCAGAGAGCAGAGCUGCUAUGUGAUUCAUCUCUAGAAUCCCUGGUUCUUGGAACACUUCCUGAGAGCUAUUAGGCACUCAAGAAAUGUUAAUGGUAGAUCACAGUAUAAUGGUAGAUCAUAGUAUUGUGGUAGAUCAUAGUAUUGUAUUAUUAUUCAGCAAACAUCUGUUUUCCCUCCUUUCCAUGGAAGUGGUGUACUUCCCCACCCCACUGACAUUGGGCUUAGCCAUGUGACUUGCUUCAGCUAAUGGAAUGUGAGUGACUCAGUGAAUGCCACAUCCAAGCAGAGGCGUUAAACAUUCCUGCAUGGCCUCUGGUGAUCCUGUCCUCCAGCAUGAGAUGAAUAUGCUUCAGAUAACUGCUACUACUUCCCUGGAUCCUCUCAUGACAGCCAAGUGAAGCAAAUAGGAAGCCAAUUCACCACCCAGAUCCAGGUCCAUCUGAAUCUAGCCAAGCCCAGAAGAGCCCUGUAGAACCACAGCUGACCUAUGGAAAUGAGAAGUAAAUGUUUGUUGCUGGCA
Pan troglodytes (chimpanzee) is the source of this 4421-nucleotide messenger RNA. RefSeq names its product solute carrier family 2 member 9 (gene SLC2A9). The record is from RefSeq and is a predicted model, not a curated record. Gene Ontology annotation, biological process: dehydroascorbic acid transport. Gene Ontology annotation, molecular function: D-glucose transmembrane transporter activity. The transcript is spliced from 14 exons. Bases 301 to 1830 code for a protein of 509 amino acids. Gene Ontology annotation, cellular component: plasma membrane. NCBI's taxonomy places the organism in Eukaryota, Metazoa, Chordata, Mammalia, Primates, Hominidae.